CCACUGCGCCGGAGCCUUAAGAGUGCUGCACCUCGGCCGACGGAAGUAGUUCGUCGGGCGGAAGCUUAUCCACAGGAAGUAGCGGAAGUGCUUUCUCUUCCGGUCUCUUUGGCCUCGGCGGCAGAAGCAAGAUGACGAAAGGAACGUCAUCCUUCGGAAAGCGUCGCAACAAGACGCACACGUUGUGCCGCCGCUGUGGCUCUAAGGCCUACCACCUUCAGAAGUCUACCUGUGGCAAAUGCGGCUACCCUGCCAAGCGCAAGAGAAAGUACAACUGGAGUGCCAAGGCGAAGAGACGAAACACUACCGGGACCGGGCGGAUGAGGCACCUAAAAAUUGUCUACCGAAGAUUCAGACAUGGAUUCCGUGAAGGGACAACCCCUAAACCCAAGAGGGCAGCUGUUGCAGCAUCCAGUUCAUCUUGAGGAUUUCAAUCUGUCAUAAAAUAAAUGUUCUGGUUUCAAAAUGA
Molecule: messenger RNA, 469 nt
Organism: Myodes glareolus (Bank vole)
Lineage: Eukaryota; Metazoa; Chordata; Mammalia; Rodentia; Cricetidae
Source: RefSeq, a predicted model, not a curated record